AUGUACUCUUGGUCAGACUUGAAUGUGUCGCUGAAAGAAAGAAACAACAAACCCGAGAAGCUAACAAUGAUGGAACAGGCAAUGCGCGACCUUCAAGCAAUGUCGAAUAUGGACGAAAAUCUUUUCCAGUUUGUUUGCAAGAAGCUUCGGGAUCCCACGAAUCAAGUCAUGUUUGCCGCGAUUAAUCAUGAUGAGAGGAUGUCUUACGUACAUGGUAGUGACACAUAUGAAGAGGAGAUCGAUGAUUUGCCUGACAUCGACAGCGAAUUUGACCCGGUGGAAGACUACGAGCCCUUGGAAACUUCAUUAAUGGUGGGAUCCCAAUUUCAAAAACUUGUAAACAUUUACGAGAGUUCGUCGUCCGCAUUUUCCCCAUUAAGAAGAAUGCCCUACCGAGAAUCCAUGUACUCAGGUUUGGACUGGGACUGCAUUGGCGCAAUUGACGGGACUAUUAUACCUGCGUGGGUGCCGGAAAGACAACAAGGUUCCUACAGAUGUAGGAAAAGGUAUUUAGUGGGUUGGGAAGGCAGCGCCAAUGAUGCACGCAUUUUCAAUCAGACAUUGUCGACCCCAGAUAUAAUUUCCCCUAUCCACCGCCCGGUAAAUCAGCCAUGA
Striga hermonthica is the source of this 615-nucleotide messenger RNA. The record is from the annotation of a GenBank genome assembly. NCBI's taxonomy places the organism in Eukaryota, Viridiplantae, Streptophyta, Magnoliopsida, Lamiales, Orobanchaceae.